AUGGCUCAGACAAACCCUCUGCCUGUCCCCAUGGGCCCAUGGAAGAUCACUGUGUACGACCAAGAAAAUUUCCAGGGCAAGAGGAUGGAGUUCACUUCGGCCUGCCCAAACAUCAUGGAGUGCGGCUUUGACAACAUCCGCUCCCUGAAGGUGGAGUGUGGCGCGCAGAGCGGCAACGCCUUUGGCAUCACCCAAAACUGCCUCCCGCAGCUGGGGAGCAGCCAGAAUCACAAGGAAUCCAAGAUCACCGUCUUCGAGAAAGACAACUUUAUCGGCCGCCAGUGGGAGUUAGUUGACGACUACCCCUCGCUGCAGGCCAUGGGCUGGGCCAACAACGAAGUGGGCUCCAUGAAGAUCCAGUGCGGCGCCUGGGUUUGCUACCAGUAUCCCGGGUACCGUGGCUAUCAGUACGUCCUGGAGGCCGACCACCACGGAGGAGACUACAAGCACUGGAGAGAGUGGGGUUCACAUGCCCAAACCUCCCAGAUCCAAUCCAUCAGGCGCCUGAGGGACCAACAGCCAAGUUGUCAGCCAGGCACCAUCCCCCGAGCCCCAGGAAAGCUCCUCAGGAGCGCAAUAAAGAAACGCUUCUUUUCGCUGUCGAGAAGAGACUGGACUGGGCCAAAGACGAGCGUCGUCAGCUACCGAGCGAGGCUCGCGUCUUUCUAA
This is a messenger RNA of Apaloderma vittatum (bar-tailed trogon), 669 nucleotides long. It is a transcript of the gene CRYBA1, whose product is annotated as crystallin, beta A1. Gene Ontology annotation, molecular function: structural constituent of eye lens. The coding region runs from base 1 to 669 and encodes 222 amino acids. The transcript is spliced from 7 exons. Gene Ontology annotation, biological process: visual perception; lens development in camera-type eye. The record is from RefSeq and is a predicted model, not a curated record. Lineage: Eukaryota; Metazoa; Chordata; Aves; Trogoniformes; Trogonidae.